UUUUUUGAGAGCUUCCGCUGCCUGCGCUGCGGAAACGGUUUAAGUAUCGCUACUGUAUGACAGAAUUGUUCCUCUUAAAAAGUUCUAAAAAAAGUCCGUAACAGCGUAUUAUAUCUAUCUUUUAAGGUUGGCUCACUAUUUUAUGCUAACCAAAUUUGUGCUAAAAUAAAGCAUUAUAAUUAUUGGUGAAGGUGUUUUUAUAAAGAUAAUAUUAACCCCUAUCCAAAUAAAUACGUUAUUCAUUAAAAGUAUUUGACAUUAUAGCAAAAUAAUGAUCAAGCACGUAAUAAUAAUGUACAAGGCGCUGGCCGGCCAAUGCGCGGCGACACACAAUAAGAAGAUCAACAAGAAACACUCAAAUCACUUCAAGAUUGACUUUGAAAAUUGUAGAUUUUUCUGGAUUUCUCCAGGAUCCAUCAUCAGAUCAUAUCCUAAUGAUUAUAGAACCAUUCGGGAAGUCUAACCUUUAGAACCAAAAAAAAAGAAAAAAGAAUUAUCAGAAUUCGUUCAAAUAUUCUCGAGAAAUCGGUGAGCAUACAGAUAAAAAAAUUGUGGUCGAAUUGAUAGCCUCCUCUUUUGAAGUCGGUUAAAAAGCGUGAUUUUGGUACCUUAAAUAGCUCCUUAACAUUCUAUUAUUCAAAAAUAUUUUCACUUUCUACGUAAAUGAAGUCGCGGGUACAAUUUAGCGUUAUCCCAAAGUAACUUCCACGUGAGCGAAGUCGCAGGCAAAAGCUAGUUUUAUUACAAAUAUUUGUAAUUAAAGCUUUUCUGUAAUCAUAAUUUUCUGUAAUAAGCUACCUUAUUCCUCGAAAUAUUUUUUAAUCAAUGAAUUAAAAAAAAAAAAAAAAUUGAAUUAAUAAGAUUACGUUUCUUAUGCGCAAUUCAAACACUAUUUCAGAAAAAUGUAGCCAGGAAUUCCAUGGUACCUACCUAAGUACUUCUACACCUGCGAAAUCGUGUACGAAGUAAAAUAUUCAUUUUUAAUUGCAAGACUUGUUCCUUUCAGUAUACCACUCGGAAGCGCAUUUUACAUUUUGAUCAAUAAAUUAAAAUUAGAAAAUACGGAAUUCUGCCAUAAGUCACAUGCUUACACGCAAAUGCCGCACGCAUCGUAUUUUACAAUAAGUGAAAGAUAAUGUUAAAUAUCUUUCACCGUUUCAUUUAAACUAAAUCAAUUAGUCAGUACCAUGGUAAAAUUUUAACAAAUGUUAUUUGCAAAUAUUACGAUAUACUGAUUUAAUGCUUAGAUGGAUGGACGAGCUCAUGGCUCACCUGGUGUUAAGUAUUUACUAGCCCAUAGACAUAAACAACAUAAAUGAAAUAUUUCAGAAAACCACCCCUCACGUAGCGCACUGUCCGCUUACAAACCGUUUUAAAGCUAUUAGGAUUUUGCAUACUUGGCUGCAUUUAAGUAGCCUUGACUAUCAGCUCCGGUGAGUGCUUUGUACUUUAACCGAAACUGAUCAGGACGGCUUACGUGACAGAACGCAAAAAGUGAGGUUAACUGAUUUUUUUUUUAAUGUUUGUGCUUUUUCAUCUGUUCUAAUUCGGGUACUUCAAAAAUUUUCAUUUCAGUCUCAGUCCUACGAUUCCCACCAUUUCACCAAUAGGGUAUUUCAUUUCUUUUCACUUUAUUUAUUCGAUGGUUAUUUGUUUUAUUUCCAUUACAUUUAAUUUUCCUGCUGAAUCAAAGGACACAUCAUCGGCUACAAUGUGAGAAUUGGCUGUAUGUGUAAUACUCCCUUUGCUUAUCCAAAUCAACAAAACGAAUAACAUCAAUGUCAAUUUGGAACAAAUGCUCCCUUGGCAAUUUAAUUUUAAUUUGGCGUUUAAUUAACAUAUUUACUGAAAGUAUUAAUAGAAUGUUCAAUAUUAAUAUUGAGAAUUAGGAAUGUACUUCCAAGUGUUUACAGGUAGUGCUCUCCGGCAAUUAAAAAUUCCACGGGUCGUGAAUGUUGUUUAAGCCCGUGUAUGGUUCAUGAAUUCAUUCCCUGUAGCUCUUUGAUUGCAAAAUAAACGUUCAUAUUUACAUUUACAACAAGGGAAGUAAAAAUGAAAGAACGAACUAAAGAUUUGGAUUAUUUUGGCAGUGAUCCUGGGGCUGUUAAAUUUGGAAAUUUUAUAAACUACUAUUCAUUUCAUAACGUGGCUGAGAGAAUAAACAAUUUGCACCCAAAUAUGUUUCCCACUUUAACGGAAGAUAUAUAUUGCCUGGACAUUGGUUGCAAUACUGGAGAUCUUACAAGAGAAUUGUAUAAACUAUUAAAAAACCUUUAUCCUCAAUGCAUGUUGCACAUAUUGGCCGUUGACAUUGACUCAGUACUCAUAAAUCGUGCUCAAGAGUCUAACACCGAACGAAACAUUGAAUACACAACCGCAAAUGUCAUGGAAAAAAGUGAUCGUGAUUCAAUCAAUGAAUAUCUCAAGAAAAAUGGUAGAUCAAUGUUUGAUAUCACAUUUUGUUUUUCUGUAUCAAUGUGGAUUCAUUUGAAUAAUGGAGAUAAUGGCUUAAGAGAAUUUUUGGAACACAUUAAAACAAUUUCUAAAUCAAUAAUAAUUGAACCACAACCUUGGAAAUGUUAUAGGCAGGCACAAAAGAGAAUUAAGAAAACUGGAAAUACAUUCCAACUGUAUGACACUCUUAAAAUAAGAAGUCAAGUUGACAUUUUUAUAGAAAGUAUUUUAAAAGAGCAUACACAUAUAAAAGUAUAUGAAUCACAAAAUUCUUCAUGGAACAGAAAAAUACAAAGUUACAAAUUAAAUAUUCAAACAAAUGAAAAAAAGGAAUUGAUAUAAUUUUUUAAUAAAAUCUUACUUAGUCUAACUUAAUUUACAAACUUAGAAAAAAUAUUUACAUAGGUAUCAAUGACAUCAUUACCUUCACUAAAUUACUCAAAUUUGCCUCUUUAAGUGACAAUUUCCUCUGUGCUCGGCUCAAACUCUAACUUGACAUCACCACCCAGGCUUUCAACUUCCAUUUCUGGUUCAGGAGCAUUCAGCAUAUUGAGAGUAACCUGUAAAUCGACAAUAGUACUAAUAAAUAUUUUUGCAUAAUCAUGGACAAUGAAGUUAAUGUAUAAGUUUUACAAAAUACUAUCAUUUAUAAAUUGUUAAAUUAUUAAAAGUUAAGUUACCAAUAGAA
Bombyx mori (domestic silkworm) is the source of this 3142-nucleotide messenger RNA. RefSeq names its product probable RNA methyltransferase CG11342. The coding region runs from base 2053 to 2796 and encodes 247 amino acids. The record is from RefSeq and is a predicted model, not a curated record. The transcript has a single exon. Gene Ontology annotation, molecular function: O-methyltransferase activity; RNA methyltransferase activity. Gene Ontology annotation, cellular component: cytoplasm. Lineage: Eukaryota; Metazoa; Arthropoda; Insecta; Lepidoptera; Bombycidae. Gene Ontology annotation, biological process: negative regulation of pre-miRNA processing.